Darwinula stevensoni is the source of this 1822-nucleotide messenger RNA. The record is from the annotation of a GenBank genome assembly. NCBI's taxonomy places the organism in Eukaryota, Metazoa, Arthropoda, Ostracoda, Podocopida, Darwinulidae.
AGGCGUGGCGCGAAUGUGACAGGUGGGGCCAGCCAAAGAGGAUGGGGAAAUGCGGGACCAUCGGGAAGGUGAUCGUGAUUGCGAUCCCCGUCCUGGUCGGGAUCGCCGUCUACCUCCACGAGCAAGACCCGGCCUACCUGGCCGUGCUCUAUCAGAUCCCGGGCAUGAAGGAACUCGCCCGGUCCUCUCACCGGGUCCUGUCGCUCAGGUAUUGGAUGGGGGGUGGAGGGAUGUGGAAGGAAAUGCUGGAGGAGCAGGGAAUGGGGGUGUCGGACGAGGAUGGGGAUGCCCUCCUGCAAGACAUCGUCCUCACCCCCGAGGAGCUCGCCCUGCACGACGGACGGGACGAGAGGCCCAUCUACCUGGCUCUCCUCGGACGCAUCUACGACGUCUCUGCCGGUCGCAAGCACUAUGGUCCCGGCGGGUCUUAUGCCUUCUUCACCGGGCGUGAUGGAUCUCGAGCAUUCGUGACCGGGGACUUCACGGAUGCGGGUCUCACGGACGAGGUGUCCGGGCUGUCGGUCCAAGACUACCGGGGCCUCGACGAGUGGUCCGACUUUUACGACCGCGAGUACGAAUACAUAGGGAAGGUCGUGGGGAGAUUCUACGACGAGAAGGGGAAGAAGACCAAGUACGCAAAGCAGGUCGAGCGCUGGAUCGGGGAGGCGUUCUCGGCCAAGGAGGCCGAGGACGAGGAGAAGAAGGUGAUGCCCCCCUGUAACUCCGAGUGGAAGCAGGGGCAACGGCCCCGCGUCUGGUGCUCCGACAAGAGUGGAGGCAUCUCUCGAGACUGGGCAGGGGUCCCACGGAGGUUGUACAACCCGGGAGGGGAGACGCGGUGCGUGUGCGUCAAGAACUUCGGGCCGCCCACUCAUCGCUACGCGGGGGUGGAGCACUCGGAGGACCGGGGAGACCUGGACCACCCGCAGCUGCGGGAGUACGAGGACUGCGAUCCGGCUUCCGUGUCCUGUCUCCUUCCGGCUUCGUGAAGGCGAAGCAUCGGAUGCAUUGUGAUAACUCAGGGUUGUGUACAUGUUAUUGCCUCUAGUAUUAUAAGUGUAGUCUGGUUUAUACUGGAGAUUUGAUUAAGACAGCAUCAGAUAUUAAGCAGGUUUUUCGGUUUCUGUUCAUGAUUGUGCUAGAUUGUGUGAACUUGGAACGAGGAGUGAAAACAUCAGGAUUCGAUGAAUCCUCAAUUCUUUCGUCCUCAAUGUCAAUAUGCAUAUCCAUUUUCCAACCUGGAGAACCACAAAGUAACACGUGACAGUGUCUGGUUUCCGUCAAUUUGAACUAAGAUUCUCGGACCCCCCCUCCACUCAGAUAUUUUGACAAUCUUUGCAAUUUAUGGCUUUUCUUCCCUUUCCUUUCACAUCCUUGUUAGUUCACAUUUGGGACUAAAGGAGGCAAACUUUUUGCCAGACGUGCCGGUGAUGUCGCGAUUUCUCGUCGGGUCGCUCGCAGACGGUGGGAGAUAAUCUUUGGGGGAAAUUUGUUUAGUGUCUGUGGGGAUUCACAGGCAAAGUAUUGCAUUAUUCCUAUGGGGUUGUGAUAAAAAUUGUCAAAUUAAUGGCAUGUUUCCAUAUUUCUAAAAGAUGGAGUCAAUGCCAGCCAUAGAAUGUGAUGAAUUUGUUGCGCACGAAUCACAUCUGUUAUUCUCGGUGCCUCGAAUGACACGAGGGCAUCCUCGUGACUUUCGUGCUUGAAGUCGAUCGCUCCUCGUGAUGGACUCGAUUGCAUUCCACAUGGAGAUUGGCUCAGUCCUCUGCAUUCCUGUGUAUUUUUGCGAUGAUGGAAUACACUUUUCUGUUUGGAGAGUUUUUAA